GGGGCGGGCGUCGAGCCGAGCCGAGCCGGGCUGGGGCGGCUGCGACGGGCACUGGGACGGGCGCGGGGCCGCCAUGGAGCCCCCGAGGGACCAAGGGCUGCUGAGGAGUGACUCUAUACCUGAGGUUGGAGAGGAUGUUGCUGCUACAGUCAGUAUGGCAGAAACACUCUCAGAAGAAGAACGGGAUGAGCUAAGAAAAGAGCUUGCCAAGGUGGAAGAGGAAAUCCAGACGCUCUCACAAGUGCUAGCUGCCAAAGAGAAGCAUCUAGCAGAAAUCAAGAGAAAGCUGGGAAUUAACUCACUACAGGAACUAAAGCAGAACAUUACCAAAAGCUGGCAAGAUGUUACAUCAACCACGGCAUACAAGAGAACAUCAGAAACCCUGUCUCAGGCUGGUCAGAAGGCUUCUGCUGCUUUUUCUUCUGUUGGUUCAGUCAUAACCAAGAAAUUUGAAGAUGUCAGACUACAGGCAUUUUCACAUUCCUUUAGUAUACGCUCCAUACAACAUUCAAUUAGUAUGCCUAUUAUGAGAAAUUCUCCUACUUUCAAAUCCUUUGAGGAGAAGGUUGAAAACUUCAAGUCUAAAGUUGGAGGAAGCAAACCUGCUGGAGGAGACUUUGGAGAGGUUCUCAAUUCUGCUGCCAAUGCCAGUGCCACAGAAACUAUUGCAGAACAGACAGAGGAGGAGACCCACUGAGAUUUCUGCUUCUGUCCUGCUACCCACUGCCAGAUGCUGCAAGGAAGACCAAGCACACUUGUAACAUUCUCUGCGCUCCUUCCACCAGAUGUGCUUUUAUUUAGCACGUAGUUAUUUUACCCGAUUAACUGAUACCAAGCUUGUUUGUGGGUUCAAAAUAUUUUUGAAGCUAAAAUACAUAGUUUGGGAUUUUGUGUGGGAAGGGGAAUUUCUAUGCCUUUCAAGCAUUUAAAGGACUUACCUGUAAUUUGAAGACAACCUUUAAAAUAUAGCAAUGAAAAAAACCUCUUUUGAGAAGUUAAUUAUAUUGUACAGAUACUGUGGAUGCGUAUUUUCUUUCCAAUCUGUAAUUACUGCUCAACUUAAUCCUUAUGAAUCUACUGCUGCUGCCAAACUGAAGCUUGUUACUUCGCUCCCUUGUGAUUGUUUCAGUUGAGUGUUGCCUGCAAGGGACACUGGACAGGAGGCUGGACAAGGAGGAAGGAUCACUCCCAGCUACAGAAAGGACUUCAGUUUCAGCGGGCUUUACACAAGCUAUAGCAGGAUCACACAUGAGUAGGAAUGUACUGUCUUUUGAGCGUGUUCCUCAUCCAGCAGGUGUGGAAAGGUGAUAGAACAUCUAAACUUACCCAUCUGUCCGUGCACUGUCCACCUCAGAAACUUCUGACCAAUGCAGAUGGGAGCAGAUGCCUCAUAGUGCUGGUUUGGUUCAGUCACCACAGCAUUUUCAGGCUUGUUUCUUGUACAGGAUGUCACUGUGGUAAGAUAACACUCUUCUGAACAUUGGACCAGUCACAAAUAGAUUCAUUCACAUGUGGUGGUGUCAUAUUCACACUAACAAAGCAUGGACUAGAAGAAUAAGCCUGACCCCAGAAGUGGUUCUUUUGUAGUCAUCAGGAGAAUUGCUCCUAUAGCCUAAUGUUGUUUCUCUUGUAGGCUGAGCCCUGAAAACAUCUGCUACACCAUCUUACUCUUUUUAAAUGUAUUUAAGCCAACACCCCUGUUGCCAGCCCCAGAAGUCUGUUUGGAGAGGUGCACAGUGUCACUGCUCAGUGUAGCUCUCCUAAAAGAUGUGUCCUCCUGCAUCUUGUUUUGUCUGCUGUACUUCUCAAAUUUCUUGUGUUUUAUGUGUUUCUGCCACAUGGUUAGAACAUUUUAUCACCCUGCUUAGAACUGGAAACAAGUUUUGCUACAUUUGUGUGAAAUCCAUGAAACUUCAACUGCCACAGGUGUCUGGAGGAAAAAAAGUUGGCUCCUGACAACCUUGCUAGCAUAUCAGAUGUAGAAUGUGUGCUUAAUUACAAUGUGAGAAGCUUAAUAAAAGUGUAUGUGAGGAA
Molecule: messenger RNA, 2034 nt
Organism: Melospiza georgiana
Lineage: Eukaryota; Metazoa; Chordata; Aves; Passeriformes; Passerellidae
Gene: TPD52
Product: tumor protein D52
Exons: 8
Coding region: 74-697 (207 amino acids)
Biological process (GO): B cell differentiation
Cellular component (GO): mitochondrial small ribosomal subunit; cytoplasm
Source: RefSeq, a predicted model, not a curated record